AUGCAAUUUUAUCUUUCAGAAUCAAAUUAUCCAAUUGUGUAUAAUUUCUUUCGUGAUUAUCUUCUUUCCGUUUAUCCUGAUCAAGUAGAAUUUGAAUUUAAUGCUGGUCUUCAAAAUGCUCUGUACAAUUUUUGCGUACCUAUUGUUACUGAUCUUCUUGAACAUGGCGCUAUUUUAAAUUUAUUGACAAAAGUUGAUUCAUUUGAAUAUUUUUUAUCUGAAAUAGCUUCAAUUAUUUUUAAAGAACGUCGUUCGAUAUCAUAUAUUGAUUCGUUUAUUUUAUGUUUAAUACAAAUAAUUUUACAUCAUAUUCCAUGUGAAAAUUAUUCAAUAUGUAUUGAAAUUUUUUUAAAAUUAAUUUAUAUACCUGGUGUUUGUUUUGAAGCAAAUAAUGAUCCAUGUAAUCAUCCAUCAAUGACAAAUGUUAAGCAACUUUUAUAUUUAUCUUCUCAUUAUGGAUAUUUAACAAAGAAAAUAAUUAAUGAAAUACGUACAAAAGAUCUUCCAAAGAUAUUAAUAAUACCUAUGCAAAAUUCAUUUGUAACACAAGCAAAACGACAACAACUAGUUGAUAGAUUAAAUCAAUAUUUUGAUGAAUUAACAAUGAUAUAUCAUGAAAAUCCUGUUUCAUUAAAACUUUUUUCAAUUAGAAAAAUUCGUCAAUCGAUGAUAAAAGUUAAUCAAAAAAAUAUCGAACAAUUAAAUAUAAGUCAACAUUUAAAAAAUUUGUUUUUAUUACAACAAUAA
Molecule: messenger RNA, 747 nt
Organism: Rotaria sp. Silwood2
Lineage: Eukaryota; Metazoa; Rotifera; Eurotatoria; Philodinida; Philodinidae
Source: the annotation of a GenBank genome assembly